AUGUCCAACGCACCAGCACCACAGGAGCUGUACUUGAUGCCUGAGGGCGUCCCAAAAGCCAUAGAGAUCAAAGACACCAAAAUCCCGAACGCUGCUACAUUCCAUAUCGAGAAGGAGGACCACACUCUAGGGAACUUACUACGCAUGGAAUUGUUGAACAACCGGAAAGUGCUGUUCGCUGGAUAUAGGAUGCCCCAUCCAUUGGAUCACUCUAUUGAUCUGAAGGUGCAAACGACGCCAGAAACAUCACCGUUGCAAGUGAUGCAGGAAGAUAUAAAUGGAGUUAUCAAGCAAAUAUCACAAAUCAAGAGGAAGUUCGAGAGCGAAGUGGAGUCCUAUACGCAGAGCAAAGCUGGGUCGACGAACGGCGCUUUCCGUGUGGAUCGAGCAUAUUUAUGA
Molecule: messenger RNA, 399 nt
Organism: Fimicolochytrium jonesii
Lineage: Eukaryota; Fungi; Chytridiomycota; Chytridiomycetes; Spizellomycetales; Powellomycetaceae
Product: RBP11-like subunits of RNA polymerase
Exons: 4
Coding region: 1-399 (132 amino acids)
Biological process (GO): transcription by RNA polymerase II
Cellular component (GO): RNA polymerase II, core complex
Molecular function (GO): protein dimerization activity; DNA binding
Source: RefSeq, a predicted model, not a curated record